Talaromyces proteolyticus is the source of this 2161-nucleotide messenger RNA. RefSeq names its product cholinephosphate cytidylyltransferase. Gene Ontology annotation, biological process: CDP-choline pathway. Gene Ontology annotation, molecular function: choline-phosphate cytidylyltransferase activity; phosphatidylcholine binding. The transcript is spliced from 4 exons. Bases 412 to 1842 code for a protein of 476 amino acids. NCBI's taxonomy places the organism in Eukaryota, Fungi, Ascomycota, Eurotiomycetes, Eurotiales, Trichocomaceae. The record is from RefSeq and is a predicted model, not a curated record. Gene Ontology annotation, cellular component: nuclear envelope.
CAGUAUAUCUAGGGAGGAGAUGCAGGAGAUGCAGGACUAGCCUUAUCCAUGGGUAUUCUGUUAUGUUGAGUGCUAAUCAAUAGAAUGGCCCAGUAUUAAUUAAUAUUUUUACUAUAUUCUGCUGGGGACACGACAUCCACCGGCUCCACCGGGCUAGCUUUCUUUCUGCAUCCUGUACGCCGAAGACUAGAAGACUGCACCCCCUAAUCUUUCCUGUCCAACUUCACAUCAACAUAUCGUCUACUAUCCAUCGAACUAAUGAUCAACCAUACCGUUCGCCAUAAUACUCUCUACUCUCCUCCCAUCAUCCUCGACAGAGACUAUUCGUUGGCUCUUUUCUAAUCUAACCAAUUGAACAAUUGCAUCUUCCUAUCUCCCGCAACUCGCAAAGUAACUCACGCCGACACGAGCAUGUCUUCGCCAUCCUCGUUGAGUGCUGGAAAGCGCAAACGGAGCUCUUCUCAUCUGAACUCGGCACACAUCCCCAAGUCAUCCACGGCCGAGCUUCUGCAACCCUCGUCCCGCGACGCGUCUGGCGAAGAAGGCGACGAGUCGGCCUCGGCCAGCGAACCGCUCAAACAGAACAGCAUUUCCCAAGACACAAACACAAACACUAGCAAUACCAAUAACAGCAAUCCCCCGUCGAAACGCGCCAGGACUCGUCUCGCCGACGGAACAGAAACUCAGUUGACAACAAGCAAUGGUGUGGAAAACGGCAAUGAGGAUCCCGGCGAGCCCUCAGAGACCACUGAGUCCAGCGCCGAAAUAGAGAAGCGGUCGAAACGGAAUGCGAGCAUGCAGUUCCAGGACUCGCUCGAUGCCGCAGAGCCCGACGUUGACAAGGACGGGUUCUUGCAGCCCCCGCUGCGUGCCGGAUUGCAGGACCCUGUCGGGUACCAUACCAAUCCGCCUCCGACCGGGCGAGCUGUUCGAGUGUAUGCGGAUGGGGUUUUUGAUCUUUUUCAUUUAGGGCAUAUGCGACAGCUGGAGCAGGCUAAGAAAGCCUUUCCUGAAGUUUACCUGAUUGUUGGUGUGACGGGUGACGAGGAGACACACAAGAGAAAAGGCUUGACCGUGCUGUCUGGCGCAGAGCGAGCAGAGACGCUCCGGCAUUGCAAAUGGGUUGAUGAGGUCCUUCCAGACUGUCCGUGGAUUGUUACCCCCGAGUUCCUGUCAGAGCACCAGAUCGAUUAUGUUGCGCAUGAUGAUCUCCCGUAUCAAGCCGAUGAGGGAGAUGACAUUUACGCUGGGAUCAAAGAGCAAGGCAAAUUCCUUGUCACGCAACGAACAGAGGGUGUCAGCACUACAGGCAUUAUCACAAAGAUUGUCCGUGAUUACGACAAGUACAUCGCACGCCAAUUCAAACGAGGCGCAUCGAGACAGGAACUCAAUGUGUCCUGGCUGAAAAAGAAUGAGCUGGAGAUCAAACGCCACGUCACAGAGCUCCGCGAAAGCAUCCGCAGUAACUGGAACAUGACCGGGCAGGAACUGACGCGAGAAUUCCGUCAAUUCUGGGGGAAUAGCAGAUCCAACAGCCCUGCCCGCAGCAUCAGGAACGGGGCUGAAAUGCACAGCCCGCGCUCCAGCAUCUCCAAAUUCCAGUUCACUGGCCGUCCCGAGAGUCCGGGACCUGGAGGGCGUCACGAAGACUUUGCUACGGGGUAUAGUUUGGGGUUAAUUGGGGGUGUUAGAUCAUGGAUGACCCGAACUCGGUCAUACCAACCAAGCGGCCCAACGUCCCCAGUCGCCAGCGACGACGACCGAGACGCAGCAUCCUUUCUCGAAAGCGGUGACGAACGACGCCGUCCCAGCCUUCUGCGCGGCGACUCUUCCGGGUUUUAAUAAGUCAGAUUAUUCUAUCUAAUUCUUCUUGUCUGUAUUGUUUUUCUAGGACUGGGACUUUGACUUUGGGCUAGACUUGGCUCGGCAUAGACGGAUAUUAACGCUCCAAUUGAGAGUGGUUGGACUGCGCAAUUCGUUGACCGGUCUGGCAUGCAUACAUAUUAUUAUAUGGAAUAUUGUUUUUCGUUGUGGUUGCAUUUUUGCGUCGGAAGUGAUUUCAUGUAAGAAUCAUCGAUGCAGUAAUAGGAGUUUGGUAUCUCAACUAUUUUAACUCAUCUGAAGAUUUCUACGAGUAAAGUAUAUCAACUGAUGUGAUGAA